AUGGAAUAGAAGUUUGGGUUUGAUCAAAUUGAUAGGCUCAUUGGAUAGUCAAAAUUUAAUAUGGAGAACCAAAAGAUUUAAACCCUUUACAAGGCAAUAUUGGAUUAUGAAUAACAAAUAUAUCGAACCUGA
Messenger RNA from Paramecium octaurelia, 132 nucleotides. NCBI's taxonomy places the organism in Eukaryota, Ciliophora, Oligohymenophorea, Peniculida, Parameciidae. The record is from the annotation of a GenBank genome assembly.